UCCGACUGACAAGGCAGGAGCUGAUAGACACACACACACACGCACACACACAUACGCAGUCGGAGGCACUUUCAGCCAACAUGGGCCAGAUACUGAGCUGGAUCCGAGGCCCACGGGACAGCCCGGCCCUGCACGAUGUGGCGGUGGAGGAGCAGUCGCUGCCUAACCAGGCCGCACCCAAACCAGCGGCUCCGGUCUCCACUGUGAAGCCGGCCCAGUUUGAGAAGGCAUCAUCAGGAUCUGCCAUGGCUACAAAGCCUGGGGGGGUUACCGCAGCAACGGGCGGAGCCACAGGAAGUGGUGUUCCGGCAGCAGGAAGUGCUUCGUUUAAGGCCAAGCCAGAGACGGCACCUGUCUCCCAAGUCAAAGCUUCAGUUCCUUCUCGUGCCGCUGGAACAGCUGCAGCCGCUGGCACGGCGGCGACCGCUGCUGUGACCAAACCUAAAGUGUCGCCCAAAGUCACAGCCAAGAGUGCCACCACAACAGUCAAAGCUGAUGUGUCUAAAGCCGCAGCAGCCUCGGCUGUGCAGGGGAAGAAAGAAGAAGCUAAACCCCCACAACCGAAGGUACAGGUGGAGGUUCCUACCACAGCAGCUAAAGCCAAAGAGGCACCUGCAGUGGAUCCAUUCGAUGCCCUGGCCAGCAUACUACCAUCCGCUGAUUCUAUCGUGCCCCAACAGCCGGUGUACACCGGGCCAGAGGUCAAAGAGCACGGCGUCACCUCGGAGAAGGGUCACAAGUUGGGAGAAAGAGACGACACGCUGCCUCCAGGCUACAGAUUUGAAGAUAUGGCUCCAGGUCCUGCUGACGUGAAACCCAUGGACGUGCCUAAACCAAUGAACAAUGAUGAGGCCCUGGAUCUCCUCUCCACUGGAUUCAUGACUUCUCCUGUUUUACCUGCGUCCAAGAAGCAAGAGAGUGCAGCCCAUGUUGACACGGUCUGUGCAGCAUCUGCUGGUUCGACAAACUUUGCACCGCCUCCUGUAAAGAAAGGUGAACGUCCUCCUGCUGAUAAGAAAGCCAAGAUGGAGAAAGUCUCAGACGAUUUCUCUCUGGAGUCUGUACUUUCCUCUGAACCUACCACGAAAGCAGCUGCUCCUGUGGCUGUGUGUACUGCUCCCCCCGCUGAUAAAAAAGCCAAGAUGGAGAAACCUGUGGUCACCAAGCCCAAGGCUGAUGAGGGUGCGUCCAUGUCUCUGGACGCUCUCAGUGCUCUCAGCGACUCGUUGCCAGCAGCCGCACCGAAACCUGAAUCCCCCAAACUCAGGCCUGAGGAUAUCGUCUCGGUGGACAAACUGAAGAAGGAGAAGGGUAUGCGUGUAGGAGAUACAGAGGAAUCCAUUCCUCCAGAGUACAGGUUUAAUAGGGCGGAGCUGGAAAAACUGCCUGCUCCUAAACCUGAGCCCACCAUGGCCACAGGUGACGCUCUGGACAUUUUGUCUGGAGACUUCAUGACGUCCUCAGCAGCUCCAUCAGUCCAGGCUCCUGCUCCUGUACUAUCAGCUUCAACAGCUAAGAAAGUUGAAUCCUCUGCACUUCCCCCUGCUAAAAAGGACACCGCUGAUGGCAAGCUCCAGGCUAAUCCGGGCGACUCCAUGUCCCUGGACGCCCUCAGUGCUCUCUGCGACACGUUGCCAGAAGACGCACCAAAACCUGAGGCCCCCGAACUCAGACCUGAGGACAUGGUCUCGGUGGACAAACUGAAGGAGGAGAAGGGUAUGCGUGUAGGAGAUACGGAGGAAUCCAUUCCUCCAGAGUACAGGUUUAAUAGGGCGGAGCUGGAAAAACUGCCUGCUCCUAAACCUGAGCCCACCAUGGCCACAGGUGACGCUCUGGACAUUUUGUCUGGAGACUUCAUGACAUCCUCAGCAGCUCCUGCUCUCAAGGCUCCUGUCGUCCCCUCAGCUCCUUCUGCACAGACCAAGGUGGAGGAUUUGUCAGCUCUGGAUUUGCUCGCUGGAGACUUUGUGACUCCAGCUAAAGCUACCGGAGUUGAGGCGAACGUCUAUCUUUGUGACAGGGGGCCACUAAAGACUACAGUUUGUCCGAUGGAGCAGCCCGUCAGGACAGUAACUGGCGACUCCAUGUCCCUGGACGCUCUCAGUGCUCUUUGUGACACGUUGCCAGAAGACGCACCAAAACCUGAAGCCCCCGAACUCAGACCUGAGGACAUCGUCUCUGUGGACAAACUGAAGGAGGAGAAGGGUAUGCGUGUAGGAGAUACGGAGGAAUCCAUUCCUCCAGAGUACAGGUUUAAUAAGGCGGAGUUGGAAAAACUGCCUGCUCCUAAACCUGAGCCCACCAUGGGCACAGGGGACGCUCUGGACAUUUUGUCUGGAGACUUCAUGACGUCCUCAGCAGCUCCCUCAGUCCAGGCUCCUGUUCCCUCCCGCUCAGCUCCUCCUGCAAAGCCCUCUGCAGACUUUGCUCUUAAUGCCUUGGCAGCAGACUUUGUUUGCGCCUCUGCUGCUCCGGUAGCCAAGUCUGCUUGUGCUCCCACGGAGGCUGAUCCGCAGCUGGCAGCAGGAGCAGACAGUGCCCUGGAUGCUCUGUCCAACACCUUGGAGGAUAUCAAACCCAUCCCUCAGCCCGCCCCGGUUCCUACCAAAGACAUUGUGAAGUUGUUGCAGGAGAAAAAGGUUGUGGAGGAGAGGUUGAUAAUGAUGGGAGAGCGAGAUGACUCUCUGCCACCAGAAUAUCGACUCACUGAGGAAGAUCUUAAGAAUAUGGCAGAGGCAAAGGCAAAAGCAGCUGCAGCACCCAAGGAGAAGGGUCUGGAUGAUGCUUCAGCCAUGGACCUGCUGUCCCUUGAUUUCUCUGCUGCUCCUAAACCAGCUGCUCCGGUCAAAUCAUCUGCAGCCACGACAAAGCUGGAAGCUCCUGCGCAGGCCUCAGAGCCCCUGAAGCCAAUGGCCGGCCCUGUUCUGGACUCCCUGGCGGACACCUUGCUCCCAGACGCCAAAGAGUUCAAAUCCAAAGCAGACCAAGGAAAACCAAAGGGCAAGAGCAAGUCAAAGUCAAAGUCCAAAAAACAUCACGCAGAGGAGCCAUCUGCCACUGACCUGUUAUCAGCUCAGCUAAGUUCAGACGUUGUGUCAACAACUACAAAGAAGGGAGGCAAGAGCUAGACCACCUUGUGAGGUGGUCGGUGCCUUUUGUCCUCGAGGGACGCAGGGGCGCAUCAGUGUGGGAUCUGCUCUGUGGAUAAUUGUUCUAUUUUUCUAAAUCAUCAAGAAUGUACAUUGGAUGAAAGACAAACCCACACACACACAAAUGCACACACAUGCACACACAUACACACAUACACACACACACACACACACACACACACACACACACACACACACACACACACACGCACACACACACCUCUGCGUGUAGUGCCUUUCUUGUUCGGUGUCACGUGUGUUGUUGGAUGAGGAGCUCUUGGUGUCUGUCUCUGCAGAAAGUGACUUUUUUGAAACAUGGAUGGAUGUAAAGAACGAGUGAAGAAAAGAAACAGAAAGAGGGGAAACUGGGGAAAGAGAGGAGGUUAAGGCACGUUAAAAAAAAAGUUUGUUUUGCUGGUUGCUGUGCUGAAUGUGCUGAUGGAAGGAAAGUUUUGCGUUUGCAUCUCAGCUGACAGUUUCCAUUUUCCCAAAGAUGCACAGAGACAUCAAAACACACCUGUAAUCUAAACCUGGUGGUGUAUUGUGACGCUGGUUGGAGUGGUGGCGACUGUGGGCUCGAGUGGGAGAAGUAUGUAGGGGGGUUAAUAGUAUCGGGAUGUUUGUGCAAUCUUGUACACAGAAAAGUCAAGUUUUCUAUCACCAAGUGGUCAGAUGCCAAUAAGACACUAGUGUACAGCUUUGUCUGCGUAUAUUUUGGACAGCACGUAGUUUACAUGAUUAAAUGUGUGGAGGAUUCACAGGAGGUGUUCUGCUUAAUUCUGUAUCUCAGAGCUUCUUUGCAAAUGCCUUUUACUUUCUGUAGAGAAAUAUCUGUCAAGAGAAGAAGGGUCUUUUUUUGUGUGUGUUUGGCCUUGCAUUAAAAAAACAUUACUGGUGUACAAAAGAGCACUUAGUGAACCGAGGUGGUUACAAGUGUGAACUGCCAUUCUGUAUACUGUAAAAAAAGAUUUUUGUUCUGUAUAAGACAACACUGUAUAAUUUACAAAAGGCUUUCAGCUGCAAAGUCUAAUCACUAUAAUUUCCCCAAGGUAAUUUGUUUCUUCCUGACACAGGUUUUGUUGUGUGGGUAUGUGUCAAAAGAUAUAAAAGGUGUUUUAGAUGUGGGAAUACUAAUUAAAUAAAAUGAAUGUAAAGUUUUAGAUUUCGAAUGUGUAGUUGUUAUAUGAGAGUUUGGUUUUUACAAUUUGCACAAAAGCAAUUAUGAAGUGCCUUAAAAAGCUAAAUAUAGCAGGACAAAUAUAUCCUAUCAAAUCAGUAAACAAUUAUAUUUUCUUACAGGUGCAAGGGAAGUGUGUGUAUGUAUUCAACCGAAUGGGAACAGAAUCUCUUCUAAAAAAAAAUAUUUUUAUUCUCUCCUCUCGAAUUAGUUUUUUUUUGGUUUCACUCUGCGCAGUUGUAGCCCACUUCCUUCUCACUCAGGGGGCUCAACGACUAAAAGACAUGUCUUUUGCUCAAACUUUAUAUUUGUGUGCCAAGAACCUGAAUGACUGAUGGUGGAUGCAAAUGAGUGGGUUUGUUGUGUAAAAUAAAGAAAAAUACGAAACUUAAAUAAAGACAAAUGCAAUUCA
Molecule: messenger RNA, 4738 nt
Organism: Limanda limanda (common dab)
Lineage: Eukaryota; Metazoa; Chordata; Actinopteri; Pleuronectiformes; Pleuronectidae
Gene: cast
Product: calpastatin
Exons: 34
Coding region: 81-3128 (1015 amino acids)
Cellular component (GO): cytoplasm
Molecular function (GO): calcium-dependent cysteine-type endopeptidase inhibitor activity
Source: RefSeq, a predicted model, not a curated record